AUGAACAUCUUCUCCAAGAAACCCACUGCCAAAGAGGCUCUUCGUGAGAGUAAACGACAAAUGACAAACGCCACUAGAGGUGUAGAGAAGGAAAUUGGAGCACUACAAUUGGAAGAAAAGAAGCUUGUUGCUGAGAUAAAGAGAACUGCUAAGACAGGGAAUGAGGCAGCAACUAAAAUUCUAGCACGCCAGUUGGUCAGGCUUAGGCAACAAAUUGCUAAUCUUCAAGGUAGUAGAGCUCAGAUGAGAGGCAUAGCAACUCACACACAGGCGAUGCAUGCCCAUUCUUCUGUUGCUGUUGGUAUGAAAGGUGCUACAAAGGCAAUGGCAGCUAUCAAUAAGGAAAUGGCACCCGCAAAGCAGGCUAAAAUUAUACAGGACUUCCAGAAACAAUCAGCACAGAUGGAUAUGACUACUGAAAUGAUGUCAGAUGCUAUAGAUGAUGCCUUGGAUAAUGAUGAAGCUGAAGAGGAGACUGAUGAACUGACAAACCAGGUACUGGAUGAAAUUGGUGUUGAUGUUGCCUCUCAGUUAUCAGCAGCUCCAAAAGGGAGAGUUACGACAAAGAAUACUGAAGAUGUCAGCAGCUCGGGCAUUGACGAACUUGAGAAGCGUUUGGCAGCUCUUAGAAAUCCAUAA
This is a messenger RNA of Sphenostylis stenocarpa, 639 nucleotides long. The record is from the annotation of a GenBank genome assembly. Lineage: Eukaryota; Viridiplantae; Streptophyta; Magnoliopsida; Fabales; Fabaceae.